This is a messenger RNA of Hibiscus syriacus, 1485 nucleotides long. RefSeq names its product zinc finger BED domain-containing protein RICESLEEPER 2-like. Lineage: Eukaryota; Viridiplantae; Streptophyta; Magnoliopsida; Malvales; Malvaceae. The transcript is spliced from 5 exons. The coding region runs from base 1 to 1485 and encodes 494 amino acids. Gene Ontology annotation, molecular function: protein dimerization activity; DNA binding. The record is from RefSeq and is a predicted model, not a curated record.
AUGAAGAUCUCAUGUUCUUCUGUUAAACAAGAUUGUAUUUCCAGUUAUGAGAUUGGAAAGAAAAGAGUUCAAAAAUUGUUGGAUUCUGUCAAGCGUAUGAGCAUCACUACAUAUAUGUGGACAUCUAAUCAAAACAUCCAUUACAUGGUAGUUACAUGCCAUUUUGUAGAUUCUGAUUUCAAGCUUCACAAACGCAUAUUAAGUUUUGUUGAUGUGCCUCCACCGUAUUCUAGAAUAUAUAUAUAUGAUUCACUUUUUAAGUGUCUAAAGGAGUGGAACAUUGAGACAAAGGUGGUGACUUUGACAGUGGACAAUGCUAAGACUAAUGAUGUGGUGGUUAGAAAAUUGAUGGAAAAUUUGAAUCUUCAGAAGAAACUUGAUGUUGGUGGAAAAUUAUUUCAUGUGCGAUGUUGUGCACAUAUUCUUAAUUUGUUAGUUCAUGAUGGUCUUGGAGAAAUUGAAGACAUAUUUCAUAAUGUUCGUGAGAGUGUGAAACAUGUCAAUGCCUCUCCGGGUCGAUUACAUAUUUUUAGUGAACUCGCCAAACAACUUUCAAUGCAAAAAAAGCACUUAAUUUUAGAUGUUAGUAUCAGGUGGAAUGCUACAUAUGCUAUGUUGUCUACUACUUUAGAGUUCAAAGAAGUGUUUGUGAAUUAUGCUGAUCGAGAGUCUACAUACACUACUUUACUAAGCGAGGAAGACUGGAAAAAAGUUGAAGAGGUUUGCUCAUUCUUGGUACUUUUCAAUGAAGCUACAAAAAUCAUUUCAGGUUCCGAAUAUCCUACAUCCAAUUUAUUUCUUAGCGAAUUCUUUGGGAUAAAUGAAGCAUUGGAUGCAGUAGUUUUAGAAGGAAGUGAUUACAUGGUAGCUAUGACUAUAAAGAUAAAGAAAAAAUUUGACAAGUAUUGGGGUACUUGUAACUUGUUAAUUUCAAUUGGUGCCAUUUUAGAUCCCAGGUAUAAAAUGAAAUUGCUUGAGUUUUCUUUCCAUACUAUUUAUUCACAUGAUGAGGCUUCGAGAGAAAUGCAAAUAGUUCGAUGUAUUUUAUAUGAGUUGUACCAAGAAUAUGUUGAGGCUCAUAAAGCAUCAAAUGUUUUUUCAUCUACUGAUGGGAGUCAAAGUGUUAGUAUUGGUGGUACUUCUAAGAGUAGUGUUAGCUCCUUAUUCAGUCAGUUUGGUAAAGAAUUAGACACUUAUUUGGAGGAAGGAGUUUUAAUUGGUGAGUCUGGUGUUUAUUUUGAUGCCUUGGGAUGGUGGAAGGAGAACAAUCUUAAAUUUAGCAUUUUGUCAAAAAUGAUUGCUGAUAUAUUGGUAAUUCUGGUUACUAUUGUUGCUUCUGAAUCUGCUUUCAGUGCUGGUGGAAGGGUUAUUGAUCUGCAUCGAUCCUCUUUAGGAACUAAGAUGGUAGAUAUGCUUGUUUGUGGAGCUGAUUGCAAAACAAAGAUAUCAUACAUGUUGAGCUUCCUUGAAAAUGAGGAUGAAUGA